CAAAAAGUUUAGUUGAGAUGAUGAAUUUUAAGCAGCUUCCUCACGUUAGAUCAAAAUUUUGCCCAUUAAUCUAUGUAUUAUCGUAUUUUUCGAAUGUGCAUUCAAGCCACCAUUCAAGCUUGCAAAUAAUUUACUGUUCAAGCUCGAAGGCAAGACGAUCAGAUUGAAAAUAAACGAGAAAUCAAAGCAUGAGUAAUCAAAAUGGGAAAGCAAAACAGUAAAUUGAAGCCAGAAGUCUUAGAGGACCUAAAACAAAACACAGAAUUCACAGAUGCAGAAAUUCAGGAAUGGUAUAAAGGAUUUUUAAAAGACUGUCCUAGUGGGCAUCUCUCCGUAGAGGAGUUUAAAAAAAUAUAUGGGAAUUUUUUUCCGUACGGUGAUGCAAGUAAGUUUGCAGAGCACGUUUUUCGAACAUUCGACGCCAAUGGCGAUGGCACAAUUGAUUUCAGAGAGUUUCUAUGCGCGCUGAGUGUGACGUCUCGCGGCAAAUUAGAGCAGAAGUUAAAAUGGGCGUUCUCAAUGUAUGAUUUAGAUGGAAAUGGCUACAUUUCCCGACAAGAAAUGUUGGAAAUCGUCACGGCAAUUUAUAAAAUGGUUGGUUCAGUUAUGAAAAUGCCGGAAGACGAAAGUACGCCAGAGAAACGAACGGAUAAAAUAUUUAGACAGAUGGAUCGAAAUAAAGACGGCAAAUUGAGCCUCGAAGAGUUCAUAGAGGGGGCGAAGAGUGACCCAUCAAUUGUUCGUUUAUUACAAUGUGAUCCUCAAACACAUUAACUUUUAUAUUUAAAAAGUUAUAACAAGCAAUAAACAAUUAAU
Anastrepha ludens (Mexican fruit fly) is the source of this 816-nucleotide messenger RNA. It is a transcript of the gene Nca, whose product is annotated as neurocalcin homolog. The transcript is spliced from 5 exons. Gene Ontology annotation, molecular function: calcium ion binding. NCBI's taxonomy places the organism in Eukaryota, Metazoa, Arthropoda, Insecta, Diptera, Tephritidae. The record is from RefSeq and is a predicted model, not a curated record. The coding region runs from base 202 to 774 and encodes 190 amino acids.